Molecule: messenger RNA, 6574 nt
Organism: Neurospora crassa OR74A
Lineage: Eukaryota; Fungi; Ascomycota; Sordariomycetes; Sordariales; Sordariaceae
Product: Ras GTPase activating protein
Exons: 3
Coding region: 658-6057 (1799 amino acids)
Biological process (GO): regulation of actin cytoskeleton organization; regulation of GTPase activity
Cellular component (GO): cytoplasm
Molecular function (GO): protein binding; GTPase activator activity
Source: RefSeq, a predicted model, not a curated record
GGAGGGCGGAUACUGCAAGUCACUGGACACCCCCCAUGUCCGUCUCGCUUCUCCAAGAGCCUACAGCCCGCCAAAGCCGCCUCGCACUUGCCUUGCCUCGCCUUGCUUGCCAUUGCAUUUUCCAAAGUCCCGGUUGUCUGUUUCGUUUUGGUGCAGGAGAGCAGACGGAAUGAAGCUAUUCCCAUCAUAGUGCCUUGAUCAUCGCAUUCCUUCGUCUCGUAGGUGUGCCAGUUUCCCUAGAGAUAUCGAUUCCUUCACGUGCGCUGCGCGCAGUCAACCUUCCCUUUCUGAACUCGGCCCACGAGUGAAGAGACAGAUCUGAGCCGGUUAAGCGCCCGCGCGCCAUGUCCGCCAAAUUCCAACUGCCAUCAUCCACCACUCCGUACUUGUUGGUUAAGUUUUAGGUUUUACUAUAUCAUCGCCCUCACUAUUCGUCCCUGAACAACCGUCGAGUCGUCCCCCCCACGACCACCCGCUUGGCACUCAACUCGAGCCUGAUCUUCGGCCUGCUCCACACUCACGGCAAGACGAGGGACGAUCCGCGCAACCGCAUCGCAAAGCCGCUCGCUCUGAUGUGGCCGGCGACCGUCGGUCUCUACGAAACGAUUUUCGCGUCCAAAUCCUCCUUCCUCCGGUAGCCUCGACAACUCGCCCAACAUGUCGUCGUACAAACCACACCCCCUUCGUCAGACACAGACCGCCGACUACUCGGUUAAUAGACAAUCCUCCACCACAUCAACAUCAUCAUCAGGGUACUCGGCCUCUUCCAUAGGACAGUCGGAUAUCAGUCGACCCAUUAGCUCCUUGUCUACAGCAACCAGCGUCUACUCCCAAUAUGGACACAAGCGGGGCCAAAGCGAGGCGAGCCGACUACCCCCAAGCCUGUCUGGUGGCUCACACACCCUCCCGUCCACGCCGACAAGUGACAAUAUCUACAAGAAUGCCCGCCAGUCCCUCCGACCGACAUCUCAAGCCUCUACGGGAGCAGCGCCCGCCAGCAGCAGCAUAUCGACUGCGGGUUCGAGAAUCGCGCCGCGCACGCCCACACCAGGCCACCACGAUCGUGGAAAAAGUGUUGACAUCAGCAAGCUGUCCAUCGGAGAGUAUGGGACCUCGACUACCCAUCGCGAACGCGGUCAGAGUCUCGACAACGGCAAGCCUCUGGCGACUGAGCGCCCACGGAUAUCGCCUACGGGAACUGUUCAUGAACGUCUAGCAAGCUUCGAUGUCAGCAAGUCCUCGGUACCGGAACGUCCGCGGAUAUCGCCUACGGGUGCCCUCCACGAGCGCGGUCACACUAUCGAUAUGGGCAAAUUAUCGAUUAGCGAUAAUACACGUACUUCGUCAGGCAUGUCUCCGACCGUGACAUCGCCUCCGGCAACUUCUCCAACGACCCCUUCAACGCGAAGGCCGGCUUCCAUGUUUCUAUCCAGAUCAGAUUCUGUGCGUGGCGGAAGUGACAAUGGGUCAAUGGCUCUGGUACACUCGAGUCCCAUUGCCCUUGCUCGUCCGGAUCUGGAAAAAUUAGGUCGUUCAUCGACAAGCCAACUCCGAACACUUUCUCAGUUCGCACAAGAUGGAACGGCGGGAGAGCUUGCCAUCAUAUCUCCGUCGCAGGAAGUUGUUGGUCUUCGCGGACGCCGUAGGUUGCAAAGAGCUGACAAGUCUGUAGCGGCGCGUCAAAAGAAUGGCGGCUUUGGUUGGGAGACGAAGUGGAUGGACAAGCAACGGCAGUUUCUACAGGCUUAUGAAUACCUUUGCCACAUUGGUGAAGCGAAGGAAUGGAUUGAGGAUAUCAUACAGCGUCCGAUCCCCCCGAUUAUCGAAUUAGAGGAGGCUUUGCGAGAUGGAGUUACUUUGGCCGAAGUGGUCGAAUCCCUUAACCCUGAAAAGAAGUUCCGCAUUUUCCGCCAUCCUAAGCUUCAAUACCGCCAUUCAGACAAUAUCGCCAUCUUCUUCCGUUACCUUGAUGAAGUCGAACUUCCCGACCUCUUCCGAUUUGAGCUUAUCGAUCUGUACGAGAAAAAGAACAUCCCGAAAGUUAUUUACUGUCUCCAUGCUUUGAGUUGGCUUCUCUUCCGGAAAGGAAUUGUCGAUUUCCGCAUCGGGAAUCUGGUCGGCCAGCUUGAGUUUGAAGACCAUGAGCUGGAGGCGAUGCAGAAAGGCCUCGAUAAGCUGGGGGCUAGUAUGCCUAGCUUCGGCAAUAUGGGUGCCGACUUUGGAAUUGAGCCAGCUGAACCCGAGGAGACGGAGGAGGAACGCAUUGAGAGGGAACUGGCCGAAAACGAAGAGGCCAUUGUAGAGUUACAAGCCCAGGCCAGAGCGGCGCUUCAAAGGAUACAGCUUGGCUACACUAUGCAACAUCUGUGGGAUAAUGAAGACUGGAUCAUUGAUCUCCAGUCUCGUAUUCGUGGUGACUGGGCUCGCCAGGUGGCGGAUUACAGGCUCCAGAUGAAGAAUUUCGCGGUCCAGCUUCAAAGCGCAGCGCGCGGUUUCCUCGCCCGCUAUCGACAUGCAGAAACAAAGGCACAAACAAGUUUUGCGAUCGAGUUGCAGAAGACAGCUCGUGGAUUUAUCGCUCGUCAGCAAUAUGCACAAACAUGUUUCACGAUUCAGCUACAAAAAGCGGCGCGUGGAUAUCUUGCUCGUCGCCAGCAGACACAAACCGAGGAGCAGUUCAAGGGCAACGAGGAUGUGGUCUUGAAACUCCAAAGUAUGGUCAGAGCGGCCAAGGUCCGCAAUGUGAUUCGGGAGCAGCAUUCACAGUUGGAGACGGCAGCGGGACCCCUGCGAGACAUUCAAGCAACAUUUCGAGGAUUUCUGGCUCGAAAGCAGCUCGCUGUGCAACAUGAAAAGACAGAGAGCGAAGGCGCUACGAUUGCUCAACUUCAGAGCGCAGUUCGUGGUAUGAUAUUGAGGAAGAAUCUGGAGGAAGAAAGAGCAUCCUUGGAGAGCAACAUCGAAGCCAUCACUAGUCUUCAGGCUGCUGUAAGGGCCAUGAAAGCAAGAACUGAGGUCGAUGCCCAGCUACAAGCGCUUGAAGGCUUUGCGCCACAAUGGACAGCUAUUCAAGCUGCCUUCCGCGGCAAGGUUGCUAGGUCCGACGUCGACGCUACUAAAGAAGAGUUGCAGAAGCAUUCAACUGAGAUGGGCCUUCUUCAGUCCCACAUUAGGGCAGCGGCAGUGCGGAGGGACAUAUCAGAGCAGCUUGAAAGCAUCGGGGAAACGGAGGAUGCCAUCAUUGAUCUUCAGUCUAUGGUCCGAGGUAUGCUUGAACGUAUGAGGUUAUCGGACGAUCUGGAUGCUCUUACUCAGGAGACACCAAACAUCAUUGACCUUCAAGCACACAUCCGCGGAUGUCUUUAUCGCAAGGAGUGUGGCGAGUUGUUGGAUGAGCUUGCAGUCAAUACCGAGGAGAUCACCGAACUGCAAGCCCUUGCUCGGGCCAUGUUGCUUCGGAGCGAUGUUGCAAUGGUCUUGGAUGAACUGGAACAAAACGAGGAGUCUGUAGCGGCGUUCCAGGCUGCUGCCAAGGCUUUCGUGGUCAGAGCCAAGUACGAGGAGAAGAAGCGCUUCUUCCGGGAGAACAUGCAAAAGGUUGUCAAGAUUCAGAGUUUCGUACGAGCCAAGCUUCAGGGUGAAGCCUACAAGAGCUUGACAUCUGGAAAGAACCCACCAGUCAACGCCGUCAAGAACUUUGUCCAUCUUCUGAACGACAGCGAUUUUGACUUCAAUGAGGAGGUAGAGUUUGAGCGCCUACGAAAGACUGUUGUCCAACAAGUUCGGCAAAACGAGAUGCUGGAACAAUACAUCGACCAGCUAGACAUCAAGAUCGCACUUCUCGUCAAGAAUAAAAUUACCCUUGAUGAAGUUGUCAGACAUCAGCACAACUAUGGCGGACACGCAAACAGCCUUCUCGCCAACAGUGUUAUUUCAAAUGCUAAUCAGUUUGACCUCAAGGCUUUGAAUAAGAGUUCCCGCAAGAAGCUUGAGUCCUACCAGCAGCUGUUCUUCACCCUUCAGACGCAACCUCAGUACCUUGCUAAGCUCUUCAGGCGUAUCCGCGAGCAAGGAAUAACGGAAAAGGAGUUAAAGCGGAUUGAACACUUGAUGAUGGGGCUGUUCGGCUAUGCGCAAAAGCGGAGAGAGGAAUACUACUUAUUGAAGCUUAUUUCCAGGUCGAUAAGGGAAGAAGUCGAAGCAUGUGCCGCUCUGCAGGAUUAUCUGAGGGGCAACUACUUCUGGACCAAGCUGCUCCAGAAUUACACCCGAUCCCCUCGUGAUAGGAAAUAUCUCAGAGAUCUCUUGGGACCCCUCAUCAGAGACAACAUUAUCGAGGAUCCAGCGCUGGAUCUUGAAAGCGACCCCAUGCAGAUCUACCGGUCUGCUAUCAACAAUGAGGAGUUGAGGACCGGUCGGCCCAGCCAAAGACCUCUGGAUGUCCCUCGUGAGGUUGCCAUCAAGGAUCCUGAAACCAGAGAGCUCUUCAUUGAUCAUCUGCGGGAUCUCCGAGAGAUCUGCGAUCAGUUUCUCCUUGCCCUGGAGGACCUGCUUCCCCGCAUGCCCUACGGCCUGAGAUUUGUGUGCCGGCAAACGUACGAAGCUCUCUGCCAGCAUUUCCAGAGGGACCACCCGCAAAAUGUGCUCCAGUUUGUAAGCAACUGGCUCUGGCGCUUCUACCUCCAACCUGCUCUCCUUGGCCCAGAGUCAUAUGGAGUCACGGAAAAGCAAAUGAGUCCCCUCCAGAAGCGUAACCUCGGCGAGGUUGCAAAAGUCCUGGGCCAGAUUGCAUCAGGCAGACCAUUUGGCGGAGAGAACAUCUAUCUCCAGCCUCUCAAUGCUUUCGUCGCCGAAGCAAUCGAGCGCUUGGCUCACAUCACCAAUUCCCUUAUCGAUGUACCUGACGCUGAGAAGACAUUCGACAUUGACGAGUUCAACGAUCUCUACGCCAAGAACAAGCCAACACUGUACAUCAAGAUGGCGGAUAUCUUUUCCAUCCACAAUCUCAUCGCUGCCGAGUUGCCUUAUCUGUGCCCGAGCAGAGAUGAUAUGCUGCGCGAGAUCAUUCAAGAUCUCGGUAACGCCAAGAAUAAUGAGAAUGAGAUGACCGCAGGCGGGGCCGCUGAUAUUCAGCUGUUCCUGACUCCCAAACUGCACGAUAUGGAGGAUCCAGAAGCUGAGACUAAGGGGCUGUUUAUGGAGACCAAGAGGUGCAUUCUGUACAUCAUCCGGGUGCAAACGGGUAACAACCUGCUUGAGAUUCUUGUCAAGCCAAUUACCCCGGAGGAUGAGCAGAAGUGGAGGACAGUUCUGCGCGAAGACUUUGGUGACGACUCGAACACCCGAGGCGCUUAUUCGGAGGCGAACAUGAUUGAUGUUACGCGCAUGAGUUACUACGACCUAAAGAGGACAGCACUCGAGAACAUCCUCAGGUUGGAGCAGAUGGGUCGUAUCUCCAAGCAAAACUACUACCAGGAUAUCCUCAACGCCAUUGCGCUGGACAUUCGCACAAAGAGCAGGAGAAGGGUUCAGAGACAGAGAGAGCUCGAGGGUGUCCGUCAGACACUCGGCAAUCUUCACGAGAAGGCAAAGUAUCUGGAGCAACAGCGCAAGAGCUACGAUGAUUACAUCGAGCAAGCCAUGGCUACGCUGCAGAACAAGAAGGGCAAGAAACGUUUCCUUCUCCCCUUCACCAAGCAAUACAACCACCAGCGCGAGCUCGAGCGCUCCGGCCGCGUCCCCAAGUUCGGCUCCUUCAAGUACUCGGCCCGCGCCCUCUCGGACAAGGGCGUGCUGGUCUCGUGGACGGGCAUCCCCGAGCGCGACUGGGGUCAAAUCAACAUCACCAUCUCGUGCGACGAGGUCGGCAUUUUUAGUCUUGAGGGCAGCCGCGGCCACAUCCAGAUGCCCGGUGCCAGCGCCCUGGUGCCCAUCGAGGACUUGCUACAGGCGCAAUUUGAGGCGCAUCAGUUUAUGAAUUUGUUUGAGGGGCAGCUGAGGCUGAACGUGAAUUUGUUGUUGCAUUUGUUGUACAAGAAGUUCUAUCGGACUCAGUAAGUGAGUAGGGUGCGGGAAAGGGGAGGGGAGGGGGUUAUUAGAAGAAGUAAGUGAGAGUCGAAGUGUAGAGAGUAUCAUGGAAGAUUUGGGAGGAGGAGGAGGAGGGGAACUUUUUACGUCAGGGGAGGGAAGAGAGAGCACAGGAUGGCAUUGGAUGGCAUGCAUUGAUAUCUCUCUCAGCCGGCUGGCUGGCUGGCUUGGGUUACUUACUUACUCUCUACACAGUCUAUCGCUUUGCAUUUGAAUGCAUGGACGGAUGGACGGACAAACGGUGUCUUAUGAGGAUUACCAGUGUUGAUGUUUGUCUUUGUUAUUCGGUUUGGAGAAGGUUGUGAGAUUUUUUUUAUUUUUACCUUUUUGAUUGAUACCACCAAAGAACUUUAUUGGGUUUUCUUUUCAUUGUAGCCUAGGUUAUAUCACUCUUCCUUUCUUUUCUUUCCCUCAUUCAUACUUAUUUGUUGAAACCGAGUUGUUGUGAUACUCAAGCUAAGAAGAUCCAAAGUAAAGGCUGCAUCGC